Messenger RNA from Habropoda laboriosa, 1093 nucleotides. Its product is annotated as glutathione-specific gamma-glutamylcyclotransferase 1. NCBI's taxonomy places the organism in Eukaryota, Metazoa, Arthropoda, Insecta, Hymenoptera, Apidae. Gene Ontology annotation, cellular component: cytoplasm. Gene Ontology annotation, molecular function: glutathione specific gamma-glutamylcyclotransferase activity; gamma-glutamylcyclotransferase activity. The record is from RefSeq and is a predicted model, not a curated record. Gene Ontology annotation, biological process: glutathione catabolic process.
GAGAGGUAUACGCCCAGCGACGAGCAGUCUCGGUCAAGAAUCCGCACAGUGUACAUGUUGUAGUCAUAUUUUCCAAAUUCGCCAAUGUCUAUCGUGAUAUUGAAUCGCAAAAUCUCCAAUGAAACAGUCAAAAAAAUUACAUCAACUAGUUCAAUUCGUGAAAUUCUUAUACAUUCGAGAAGCACAAAAAUCAAUCAUCGGACCUUUGACUUAUCGACAACCCUUCUUGGAGAGCACCAAUUGAACAGGAUUUCGAUGAACAUCCGGAAGAUUGACGAUGCAGGUUUUCACUACAAAAGAAGCACCGUGGGAUACAUCAGAGGUUUCAGCCGAAAAUUUUGGCAAGGGAACACGACGCAUCGUGGUACAACUGAAAAGCCUGGACGUGUGGCUACAUUGGUCGAAGAAAAAGAGGGUGUUGUAUACGGUCGAGCGUUUCAAGUUCAGGACAACGCGGCGUUGCCUUAUUUGCAAAAUCGCGAGUGCACUUUGGGGGGGUAUAUAACGACGAUUACCACAUUUUAUAGUCGGGAAGGAUACAGAAGUAUUCCAGUCAUUAUUUACAUCGCCACCAAUAAAAACGAACACUGGCUCGGCGAUGCGCCAUUGUAUAAUAUUGCCAAACAAAUUUCGGAGUGUUCUGGGCCCAGUGGACACAAUGUGGAAUAUCUUUUAAGAUUAGCAGAGUUUAUUCAUCGUUAUCUACCAGAAGCUCACGAUGAACAUUUGUUCACGCUGGAAAUACUAGUGCGUUCGCGGAUAAAGGAAAAUAACAUGUGUCUGACUACAUUAAUGGGUGACCGAGACUUUGACAUCGACCUCGAAGAUAAUGAGAUCGAUGUCAGGGAUGAAGAUGAUGAUCUGGUCAGCAACAAUGUUGCAAAUAACCUCAGAGAUAAUUCCUUCCAAUUUAUUUCACAAGUACCUGGCAGGGCAUUGCGUUGCCUCAAGAUAUAGUUGAACGUUUGGAUGUUAUAAAUGAAUGGAAUUUAGACAAGCGAAGGAUGUGUGUAAUUAAUGUAAAGAGAAUAGGGAAUAUUUUUAAUUAUGUUAUAUGAAUAUUUAUGUGAAAACGUUUGUACUGUUUAACUGC